Messenger RNA from Clonostachys solani, 588 nucleotides. The record is from the annotation of a GenBank genome assembly. NCBI's taxonomy places the organism in Eukaryota, Fungi, Ascomycota, Sordariomycetes, Hypocreales, Bionectriaceae.
AUGGCUACUUCCCGCUUGGACAGGAUUCGUACCGCGGUUUCCAAUGUGCAGUUUGGGGUGUCAGAAGACUUCGCAUCGCGCCGCUGGAAAGGGCCCAUCGCCACAAUACGAGCUGGCCUCAAAGAUUCGACCAUUAGGCACAGGAUUCCUCGCAAGAAUCGAAGCCGCGUACCGAGACAAGACGAAAGCCGCUUCGUUGGCUACAUUUUGAAAGAGGAGGAGACUGCCCGCUCUCCCAUGACACCAAUGGAUCUCAUGGAUUUCGUCUAUUGUUACCUAAGCGCAAAUGGGGAUACCGCGCCCCUGGAAAAUGACUUUAUUGCCAAUUUCCUGCACCGCAACCCUGAGAUUGAGUUGGCUGAAGACGGCUAUCUUCGUGUUGUUACUGAAGCUAGCGACGAGGAGGAGACCGAUACACAGAUGGAGUGUGAUUCGGAUGAUUCCGAAAAUCCAAACGUUCUCGUACCAUUUGUCAGUCAAUUUCCGUUCCGCGUUAUAUCAAAAGAAGUUGAACAGGAUUCAGAAGACGAUGAAUCUGAAGAAACAGAUGAUCCAGGCGAAGAGAUAGAGGAUAUAGAGUGUCAAUGA